AAAGAAAAAAAAAAUACUUCCCCAGAGUGAUAGGAAAUAUUUUCAACUGAGAAACCUACGAAAAACCACAAUCUCACACCAUCACCAUCAAUGGGGCAUUUCUUUGACUUCACACACUAUAAAUACACGAGUCUAAACGACACACAUCAAUCCACGCCAGAUCUGAGUUGAAAGCAGUUGCUUAAACUUAGUGUCUGUAACAACAGAACUUGUACACAAAUAAUCUCAUCACAUUGGAUAAAUGGAUUCACUACAACGUUUCACUUUCCUCCUUGGAGUAUAUGUGGUGUCUCUUGGACUGAUAUGUGCUACUGAUUAUAUACCGGAAAGCUUGAGAGAAGAUAUCAAGAAGGUUAAAGAGCAUAUUAAAAUGAGUGAUGGAGAUAAACGGCUGUUCGGAAAUCCAGUUUUUGUCAAGCAUUUGGAGAAUCUUGACUCCAAGUAUCAAGUAGGCCUACAGAAACUGCUUGUGCAUGAAAUCCUAGACACAUAUGCCACUAUCCUGCGGAAAAUGAAGAACAAUAUUGAGAAUGAGAGUGUGCAGCUCAGCAUCGCAAACAUUGAAGGUGCAAUUGGAGUCCUGGACAAGAGCUUCCUGAAGUACAAUGACCUGAAGAAAACACUACAAGAGCUCUGGGCCAUUAAGACAGGCGACUUGACGAUGCAAAAGAAGGCAAUAAUGGAGCUGAUGAAAGUUUACCAGAAGGCCUCCAUACUUGCCCAUAAAACGAAUGAGAACCAGCGUAAGAGGCGGCAAGCCGUACGCAGGCAGCUACGUUAGACGACCAAUGCUGACAGCCCCAUGUGCCUACAUGUAGAUGUAUUUAUUGUAUUUUUAUAUUUUAUUUUAUUUAAUCUAUUUAUUUGUGGAAGCUUUGAGUGGUGAAUAGCAAGACACUGCAUUUUUGCACUUUUCUGUAAGAUCUGUUGGCUAUUACUGAGAUGUAUAGUCUAUGACUGAAUAAAAAGCAUACAAAAACA
Brienomyrus brachyistius is the source of this 981-nucleotide messenger RNA. Its product is annotated as interferon gamma 1-like. Gene Ontology annotation, molecular function: type II interferon receptor binding. Gene Ontology annotation, biological process: immune response. Gene Ontology annotation, cellular component: extracellular region. Bases 242 to 781 code for a protein of 179 amino acids. NCBI's taxonomy places the organism in Eukaryota, Metazoa, Chordata, Actinopteri, Osteoglossiformes, Mormyridae. The transcript has 4 exons. The record is from RefSeq and is a predicted model, not a curated record.